Messenger RNA from Argiope bruennichi, 681 nucleotides. Its product is annotated as ATP-dependent DNA helicase pif1-like. Gene Ontology annotation, molecular function: DNA helicase activity. Gene Ontology annotation, biological process: telomere maintenance; DNA repair. The coding region runs from base 1 to 681 and encodes 226 amino acids. The transcript has a single exon. NCBI's taxonomy places the organism in Eukaryota, Metazoa, Arthropoda, Arachnida, Araneae, Araneidae. The record is from RefSeq and is a predicted model, not a curated record.
AUGAUUUCUAUAUCUGGAAAAUGUCUCACUGAUUUCGGCCUACCCCCACCACAGCGAAGAGGGGAAUUAUCGAGCGAAGUGGUGAAGGAGCUAAAUUAUGACACCGCUGUUUUGAAAGCGCAGGUGAAUGAAAUGAUACCACGAUUACUUUCCGAGCAGCGUCAAAUCUACGAAACGAUUCUGAACCGAGUAAAUAGUGGAGAGGAGCGAUUAUUCUUUCUUGACGCACCAGAGGGUACGGGUAAGAAGUUUGGGCUGAAUCUCCUGCUAGCCCAACUCCGCAAGGACCACAAUAUAGCUCUGGCUGUAUCUUCCUCGGGCAUUGCUGCAACUUUUCUUAACAGUGGCCAUAUUGAACAUUCCGUUUUCAAAUUUCAGCUUAAUCUUCCAAGCGAACAUACCCCAACAUGCAACAUCACCAAAAACAACGACCGGGGAGUCCUUUUACAGCAGUUCAAGUUUAUAGUAUGGGACAAGUGCACAAUGUCGCACAAGCAUGCAUUAAAAGCGUUAAACCGCAGCCUACAGGACAUCCACGGCAGUCAAGCAGUGAUGGGCGGCUUUGCCGUUUUGCUCACAUCCGAUUUUAGACAGACACUGCCAAGUGUUGAUCAGACCGUCAUACAUACACAUCAAAAUUUACAUAAUUCCCACGCGAACGAAGUCUCGGGUAAAAGCUAG